AUGAUUUCACGAGUUAAGCUAGUUAAGCAGAUUGUGCCAUCGGUUAGGCUGUCUAGAAUAUUGGUUAGGAGUAUGUCUGCGUCAAAGGGAAAACCUGAGCAAGCGAAGCUCUUAAAAGCUCGUAAGGCGGAGUCUGAUGAGUGUAAGUGGAUUGGUCUGGAGAAAUUAACCUAUCUGGAUCCAAAUGGUAACGAAAGAGAGUGGGAUAGUGCUGUCCGUUUAACGAGAGGCAAAGGAGAAGUCGACGGGAUUGGAAUUCUCGCCAUUCUAAAGUACAAAGAUGGUACUCCUGACGAGAUCCUGCUUCAGAAGCAAUUUAGGCCACCAGUUGAGGGUGUUUGCAUUGAAAUGCCAGCUGGAUUGAUUGACGAGGGCGAGAGUAUUGCCACGGCUGCCUUAAGAGAGUUGAAGGAAGAAACGGGAUAUGUGGGCAAGAUUGUGGCUCAAGGUCCCGUUGCGUUCAACGAUCCCGGCUUCACCAACACCAAUCUAUCGUUGGUUACUAUCGAGAUCGAUAUGAGUGCCGAAGAAAAUCUGGACCCGCAACCGAGCCUGGAGGACGGUGAGUUCAUAGAGUGUUUUAAAGUGCCACUGAAAGAUUUUGCAGACGAGAUGGCAGCUCUCGACAAGCAGGGAUAUAAACUGGAUGCGAGAGUUCAGAACGUCGCUCAAGGUAUCCAAUUAGCUAAAAUAUACAAUAUAUUUUAA
Torulaspora globosa is the source of this 708-nucleotide messenger RNA. RefSeq names its product ADP-ribose diphosphatase (gene YSA1). Gene Ontology annotation, cellular component: cytosol; nucleus. The record is from RefSeq and is a predicted model, not a curated record. Gene Ontology annotation, molecular function: ADP-ribose diphosphatase activity. The transcript has a single exon. Bases 1 to 708 code for a protein of 235 amino acids. NCBI's taxonomy places the organism in Eukaryota, Fungi, Ascomycota, Saccharomycetes, Saccharomycetales, Saccharomycetaceae. Gene Ontology annotation, biological process: ribose phosphate metabolic process; nucleoside phosphate metabolic process.